Messenger RNA from Austrofundulus limnaeus, 1020 nucleotides. RefSeq names its product DNA polymerase iota. NCBI's taxonomy places the organism in Eukaryota, Metazoa, Chordata, Actinopteri, Cyprinodontiformes, Rivulidae. Bases 148 to 957 code for a protein of 269 amino acids. Gene Ontology annotation, molecular function: DNA-directed DNA polymerase activity. Gene Ontology annotation, biological process: translesion synthesis. The record is from RefSeq and is a predicted model, not a curated record. The transcript has 5 exons.
UUUUAUUUUUUUUGAGUGAGCGUCUCGCAGUAACUCCUCCCUGUCGGUAGGUGGCGCUGCUGAUCUGUGGCGCAAACGUGAUGCRAAACUUCCAGUAAACAAAAACAGUGGCGUUUCGUGUAAACUCAGUAACUUUGACGUUUUAAAAUGAAUAGUAGCGAAAAUGAGAUGGAAGAGGACGAAAUCGAUUGGAAUGACUCGUUCGUGGAUUCAACAGCACUUUGCUCCGCCAUGUCUGCAGCUGCUUCUGGCCCAUCAUCAGGACCUGCACACAGAGUCAUUCUUCAUUUUGACCUGGACUGCUUCUAUGCACAGGUGGAAAUGAUAAGAAAUCCAGCUCUGAGGAAUGUCCCUUUAGGUAUUCAGCAGAAAUACAUCGUAGUCACCUCUAAUUAUGUGGCAAGGGAGCGGGGCAUCACAAAGCUGAUGUCUGUUACUCAUGCAAAAGAGAAAUGCCCUGAGCUGGUGCUGGUUAAAGGAGAAGACCUGACACACUACAGAGAAAUGUCCUAUAAAGUCACAGAGCUGCUGAUGUCCUAUUGUCCGCUGGURGAGAGGCUCGGAUUUGAUGAAAACUUCAUGGAUGUCACAGAGAUGGUGGAGCGAAGGCUUGCGCAGACGACAGAUCCUGACAGCUUUUCAUUCAAAGGAAACGUCUACAAUCAUUUCAGUGCAGAGGUUAACGCCAGUGACCACCCGAGGCUGGCUUUAGGUUCACACGUUGCAGCGGAGCUGAGAGAAGCUAUCCACGGCAAACUUGGCCUGACCGGUUGUGCUGGCGUCGCUGCCAACAAGCUGCUGGCCAAGCUUGUUUCAGGCRCCUUCAAACCAAAUCAGCAAACCGUUUUACUUCAGGAGAACAUCGACGACAUGAUGGGCAGCUUGAGUGGCCUCCGGAAAGUACCUGGUACACAGGCUGAUGAAUCAGCAACCGAUGUUCUCAUUUAUAGGCUUUAAACAAGUCUAUUCUGCCCCUGCGUGAUUUUAUCACUGAUUUUAGUUACUUUUAAAAGAGUUUAA